Scomber japonicus (chub mackerel) is the source of this 698-nucleotide messenger RNA. RefSeq names its product tetratricopeptide repeat domain 36 (gene ttc36). Bases 67 to 639 code for a protein of 190 amino acids. The transcript is spliced from 3 exons. Gene Ontology annotation, biological process: cilium assembly. The record is from RefSeq and is a predicted model, not a curated record. Gene Ontology annotation, molecular function: protein binding. NCBI's taxonomy places the organism in Eukaryota, Metazoa, Chordata, Actinopteri, Scombriformes, Scombridae.
GUAAUUUAGGUGUCAGGGUUUUCUUCUUUGCCAUUUCUCUCUGCUUUCUUUACAGACACUGGUAAGAUGGCCUCGGCACAUGACAGAGCUGUACUCCAGGCUAUAUUUGACCCCACCACCCCCUUUGGAGACGUCCCUGGCCUAAACCAAGAGGAAGAAUUAAUUGAUGAUGACAGUGGCUUUGACACAGAGUUGCUGAAGCAAGUGAAAGAGUUGGAGAUGCAGGGUGUCUCAGCAGCAGAGGCUGGGGAUUUGCAAACUGCACUUCAACUGUUCGGCCAGGCAAUCCAGAUUCUGCCUCAGCGAGCCUCAGCCUAUAAUAACCGGGCACAGGCCCUGCGGCUGCAGGGGAACACAGCAGGAGCCCUGAAGGAUCUGGACCAAGCCAUCUCUCUGAGCGGCAGCACUGGACGAACCGCCUGCCAGGCGCUCGUGCAAAGAGGCCUUUUACACAGAUUAGCAUGCCAGGACAGUGAAGCCAGAGAAGAUUUUGAGAAAGCAGCUGUGCUUGGAAGUGAAUUUGCUCGACAACAGGCUGUAGUACUUAAUCCUUAUGCUGCCCUGUGCAACAAAAUGCUGUCAAAGGUGAUCAACCAACUACGCAAUCCUGAAGUAUCUGAGACGCAGUUAUCACUGUAGAAAAUGUUACUUGUCCACCUUUUCUGUUGUAUGAUCUGUUUAUUAAAUAAUAAUGAAAA